AUGGCCGGCCCGUCCGGCGCCUCCUCCUCGCGCGGCGCCGUCGACCGAUUCUACAGCCCGCCGCACGUGCGCCGCCAGCAGCAGGAGGAGCAGCUGCAGCGGCUCAAGGGCCUGGCCCAGGGGCAGGGGCAGCAGCGCCCGUCGUCCCCGGCGGCGGGCACGGUCACGCCCAGGGCCGCCGCCGCCAGGCAGCAGAAGACGCCACCGGCCGAGACGCCCGCCCCGGUCAAGGAGCCCGAGAGGCGGGCCGCCGACGCGCCCUCCAAGCCGCCCCCCGUGUCCGCGCCGGCCUCCACCGCCAAGGCGGCGGAUGCGGUCACCGCCGCUCCCCCGGCAGCGGCGCCCGCGGCGCUGGACGAGACGGGGAAUCUCGACAGGUUCCUCAGCUCCACCACGCCAUCUGUGCCCGUGCACUACUUGCCCAAGACCAGCAUGAGGGGAUGGAGGAUUGCUGAUGUUACGAAUUCUCGACCAUAUUUCUGCCUUGGAGAUCUCUGGGAGGCUUUCAAGGAGUGGAGCUUUUACGGGGCUGGUGUCCCCCUUGUCUUAAGUGGAAGUGAAUCUGUGAUUCAGUAUUAUGUGCCGUACCUUUCUGGUAUACAGUUGUAUGCGGACCCUUCAAAGCUUUCAUCAAGGACCAGGCAUCCUUGGGAGGAAAGUGAUGGGGAAUCUAUGGAUACUAGCAGCGAAGGUAGCAGUGAAACUGAUGCUGACCGAUUAAGAAGCUCAAGCGUGGAAGCUACAUGUCGAUUGGAGGGUGGCUUUCAAAGGGAUGGUGAUGAAAUGCACUCACCAUCGACUCGUCCAAUUUUCGAAUAUCUUGAGACGGAUCCACCAUUUGGUAGAGAGCCAUUAACAGACAAGGUAUCAGUUCUUGCAACCAAAUUUCCAGAUUUGAAGACAUUUAGAAGUUGUGACCUGCUGCCAACCAGUUGGAUGUCUGUUGCAUGGUACCCUAUCUAUAGAAUCCCAACUGGACCAACACUCAAGGAUUUGGAUGCAUGUUUCUUGACAUUUCAUUACUUAUCAACACCUUCCAAGGAUACUGAUCCCAGUACACCAGCAUGCCCCAGUUUUGGGGGCCUUAAUUGCAGUAUUAAUGCCGCUGGUAAACUAACAUUGCCUGUCUUUGGACUGGCAUCAUACAAAUUAAAGAGCUCUGUUUGGUCCUCAAAUAGGCCUGAGGAGCAGCAGCGUGCAGCUUUGUUGAUGCAGACAGCAGAUGAAUGGCUUCGCCAUCGCCAAGUGUACCAUCCAGACUUCCGAUUCUUUCUCACCCACUAUAACACAGCAUUGAGAUGA
Molecule: messenger RNA, 1302 nt
Organism: Miscanthus lutarioriparius
Lineage: Eukaryota; Viridiplantae; Streptophyta; Magnoliopsida; Poales; Poaceae
Source: the annotation of a GenBank genome assembly